Messenger RNA from Mycotypha africana, 318 nucleotides. RefSeq lists its product as uncharacterized. Bases 1 to 318 code for a protein of 105 amino acids. The record is from RefSeq and is a predicted model, not a curated record. The transcript is spliced from 5 exons. Lineage: Eukaryota; Fungi; Mucoromycota; Mucoromycetes; Mucorales; Mycotyphaceae.
AUGGCAAUUAAGAAAAAUUACGUUAUCGUUCAGAAGCUUAUGAAUAAGGAGCUUCCUGACAAUGUAUGGUCUCCAACAUUUAGACAAUUUAUAAUGGUAGCAAAACAGAAAGAAACGGAUAUCAUGACCAUACCUCACUUAUUAAAUAUGCUAUCAACAAAAGCAGAUAUAGGCCGCUUUUUCAUCUAUCUUAUUUACCAGAUGUUGAUCCUUAAUACUCUGGGUUUAGUGAUAUCAUUUUGCUUUUCCGAAGAUGCUGCUCAUGGUUUAUUACUGAAAUAUCGACGUAAUGCAGCAGCAUUUUAUUGUUGUAUUUGA